This is a messenger RNA of Racocetra persica, 1062 nucleotides long. The record is from the annotation of a GenBank genome assembly. Lineage: Eukaryota; Fungi; Glomeromycota; Glomeromycetes; Diversisporales; Gigasporaceae.
GAUUUAAAAGGAAAAUUCAUUAUUGAAGGCUUUCCCGAUCUAGUGUCGCUAAAUCUCGGUAAUAACGAAUUAGAAGAUGUAGAGAUAAAGAAUUGCCCUAAAUUAGAAGAAGUAAUUGUUUCACACAACAAACUAACUAAUUUAGAAAUCAAAGAUUGCCCCGAAAUAACGGAUUUGUAUACUAGUUUUAAUCAGUUAACCAAAUUAGAUGUCAGUGAACUAAAAAAAUUAGAGAUACUUUCUUAUUGCUGUGAGGAAAAAGAUUGUCUCAAAAAACCUUGUCUUUGUAAAUCAAAUGCUCCUUGCCACUGUAAUAAAUUCUCUGAGGAAGAAAAAAAGAAGUUAGAUUUGGGUUUACCGAGCAAAAGAGAAAACUCCCGGAAAUUUGAGGGAUUCGAGAGUAUUGACGACUUUCUUGAUAAAAAUAAAUUCGUUGAUAAUCACGAAAUUACUGAAAUUGAUAUCAGUAAUUUAGCCAAAUAUUUAUCUUUUAGACAUAAUAAAAUUGAAGAGAUCGAUGUAGCGUUUUUACUUAACCUAGAAGGUUUAUAUUGUUCUGGUAACCUUUUGAAGAAAUUAGAACUUAUUGAUAACAAAAAAAUGAAGCACCUAAACUUAAAAGAAUUGUAUUGUGCCAAUAAUUGUGAAAUUGAAAUUUCAGGAGGUGUAAUUUUAGGUUGUUCUGGUUUAAAGGAAAUAACAGGUCUAAAUACUUGUGAAAAUUUGAUAGAGUUAGACUGUGCUGAAAACCUCUUUAAAAAACUAGACAUUGAUGGUUUAAAAAACUUAGAAUUUGUUUCUUGUAAAUUAUGUAACCUUACUUCUUUAGAAGUAAAAGCAUGCAGUAAACUAACUUAUUUAGAUUACAGUGACCAACAUCUAGGAAAAUAUUUUGACAUUGAAAAUUCUGAAGAUGAAGAUGAUAAAAAAACUAAAACAAAACUAGAAGAUUGCCCCAACCUAGAAAGGCUUAUUUGUAACAAAGAACCCAUUCCGGAAUCAGAAAUAGAAAACUUCCCUAAACUACGAGUUUUAACCGUAGACAACAACGAUGUUCCUUGA